Molecule: messenger RNA, 767 nt
Organism: Eutrema salsugineum
Lineage: Eukaryota; Viridiplantae; Streptophyta; Magnoliopsida; Brassicales; Brassicaceae
Product: 40S ribosomal protein S15-4
Exons: 4
Coding region: 118-576 (152 amino acids)
Biological process (GO): translation; ribosomal small subunit assembly
Cellular component (GO): cytosolic small ribosomal subunit; ribosome
Molecular function (GO): structural constituent of ribosome; RNA binding
Source: RefSeq, a predicted model, not a curated record
GUCCUCGUAUAUAUUUGGAUCCGCCGAAAAAAAAGGCAACUUCUUGCUGCUCAUUUGAAAAACUCAAGCAGACACAGAUUCAGGGUUUAUCCACUUAUUUUUCGCCGAGAUCCAACAAUGGCUGACGUCGAACCAGAGGUUGCAGCUGCGGGAUUGCCGAAGAAGAGAACGUUCAAGAAAUUCGCCUUCAGAGGAGUCGAUCUCGAUGCUCUUCUCGACAUGACUACCGACGAUCUUGUCAAGCUCUUCAGCUCCCGUAUUCGCCGAAGGUUCUCUAGAGGAUUGACGAGGAAACCUAUGGCUCUGAUUAAGAAACUGCGCAAGGCGAAAAGAGAGGCACCAGCUGGUGAGAAGCCGGAACCAGUGAGAACCCACUUGAGAAACAUGAUCAUUGUGCCUGAAAUGAUUGGAAGCAUCAUCGGUGUGUACAAUGGGAAAACUUUCAACCAAGUGGAGAUCAAGCCCGAGAUGAUUGGGCAUUACCUUGCAGAGUUCUCCAUCUCAUACAAGCCAGUCAAGCACGGAAGGCCCGGUGUUGGUGCUACCCACUCCUCCAGGUUCAUCCCUCUCAAGUGAAGACCUUACAGAGACUCUGGCUUUCUUAGGCUCUCAUUUUGCCAUUACAGGGUCCUUCUCUUGUCUGUUUUUGGACCAUUUUGUCUGUUCUUCACUCUGUUUUGCUACUCUCCCGCAUCAAUUCUCUCUUCUUUUUGAAUGUCUGUAAACUCUUGGUUCAUUUGAUUAAAGAAGACUCAAAACUUUUUGGG